GUGGUGAGUGAAGGAGCGUAUAUACUCCUGCAGUCAUUGCAGGGUGACGCAUGGGACGCCUGCGACGAGACAAGCUUCGAGGGGUUGGACACGCGCGAAGCAUUCGACGAUAUCUUCGACAAUGAAGACUUGCUGUACCGCUACAGGCACGAGGUGGGAUUGCACAGGAGGUGUGAUGCCUUUGGAGAGUUCUCGCGGCAGCCGAAGGAGACGCUCAAGGCGUACGUGCUGCGGAACGGCAAGGAGUUGACGAAGCUGCUCGAGGCAGGCUUGGAUUUGCCAGACCUGCUAGUCGUGACCGAGAGUCUCAAGACGAUGUUCGGCGGCGACAGCGUGACGCACAAGAAGGACAUUGACAGAGUGCUGCACACCUACAAGGCGAAGCACAAGGAAGGCGAAAGCGACUGGGUGGAGGACACCUGGGAGGAUGCGGAGGAUGCAUGGUACGAAGACGACGAAGAUCCACAUGAGCAUUUUCAAGAAGGAGAAGACGAGUGGUACGAUGACGUUGGCUGGGAAGACGAAGUGCCCGAGGAGUUGGAGACGGCCUACGAGCUGGCGGCGAGGUCCAAAAAGAGUGAGCUGGCGAAGUCGAGAGGCUUCUACCCAGUG
Prorocentrum cordatum is the source of this 612-nucleotide messenger RNA. The record is from the annotation of a GenBank genome assembly. NCBI's taxonomy places the organism in Eukaryota, Dinophyceae, Prorocentrales, Prorocentraceae.